Messenger RNA from Gallus gallus (chicken), 2078 nucleotides. It is a transcript of the gene NOTO, whose product is annotated as notochord homeobox. The transcript has 3 exons. Bases 308 to 598 code for a protein of 96 amino acids. Gene Ontology annotation, biological process: neuron differentiation; regulation of DNA-templated transcription; central nervous system development. The record is from RefSeq and is marked validated. Gene Ontology annotation, molecular function: DNA binding; DNA-binding transcription factor activity, RNA polymerase II-specific. Lineage: Eukaryota; Metazoa; Chordata; Aves; Galliformes; Phasianidae.
AUGGAUGGACCAGGAAAGGGAGAUGAUGGCCUUCCUAAGGAGCUGGGGCUGAAGGGGACUUUGGGAACGGCUCUCCUGCAGAAUGCUGCCAGCUUCAGCAUCCAAGUCCAUCACUAAACCGUGUCUCUUAGUGCCACAAAGGGACAUCCCUGCUUUUCUUUUCGGUGCUCCUUCCUUCCACCCCCUUGCCGUUGUAAAGUAGCUGCAUUUGGAUUUCAGCCAGAGCCCACGUCUGGAGUUGUCUCACUGCACAGGGGCCGACCCGCUGGGCCCUGCUGUGCUGUGGAGGUCUGGAGGGCCCUGCAAAAUGAAGAGAGUGCGCACAGUCUUCAAACCAGAGCAGUUGGAGAGGCUGGAGCAAGAGUUCCUCAAGCAGCAGUACAUGGUGGGCACAGAGCGAGUGGACCUGGCUGCAACGCUGCGUCUCACAGAGACCCAGGUGAAAGUCUGGUUCCAGAACCGGAGGAUCAAAUGGAGGAAGCAGAGCAUGGAGCAGAAGAAGGCAAAGCUGUCACAGUUUGGGGUGAUACAGCCCACCUCUGCUGGCCCCACGGAUGUCAAGGAGCAUGAGGAGGACACAGUGGAGGUUGAGCUUUGAGCAGCUGAUGGGAUGCAGCUGCCACUGUUGUUUUUGCAGCCACGCCUGCCUGAUGGAGGUACUGGGGAUGCAGGCACAUCUGUGCUUGCUUUGUCCAAGCUAGACUUGAAGUUCUUGCUCUGAGAGUUUUGAGCUACAGAACUAAACUGCCAUUGGGUGGGAAGAAGCAUCCAAAAGUGUAGAGACCCCUAUUUGGUAACCGGUGCUGUAACUCUUGGUCUUGAUGGUGCCAUCGUUGUGGCAAAGCAUGUGAUCUCAUUUGCUCUCAAAGUGCUAGGAAGCACAGUUUCCAAUAGAGAGGCUGGGGUGGCGGUCAGACGGUGUCUCUGAUGGCAGUGAGCAUGGCAGCAUCUGAACAUGGGGUCACUCGUGUUUCAGGUGACUGUGUGCUCCUACGAGGGAGAGCUGUGCUGGGAGGAGAUUUGGCUCUGAUGGUUUCUCCUGGUCGUCUUGAUUCCCAUGUUGGAUGCUGAGAUCACAACGACAACAAAGUGAAAACUGAAAAGUCCUUUGCUCCCACCCGCAUCAUUCUUAUCAUUGUUGUAUUUAUUUUCAUAUAUCAUUCAUGCAAUAAGGUGAACAGGGUCUGACUCUGCCCCUGGAGUAGAAGCGCCUCUCCUCCUGUCCUGUGCCUUGCUGUCUUGCCUUUCUUUUGCCUUUCAGAGCCCAGUGUGGUUUUGCCUUACUUCACCAUGGUGUGCACAGGGAACAAGGGGCUCCUGGGGCUCUCAAAGGUGCAGGGACCAGGGCCGUUACAAACCAGCAGCUCUUCAACACCUCUGCUGCGUCAGACGGCCCCCUGCCCUCAUCCAGAUGUUCUGGUCCUGGCCCAGAUGGCGGCUGCUCCCUUCUCUCCUUGUUACACACCACAGCACUGUGAGAAGCAGCACCUGGAGAGCUUGGCGAGUACAUCUGCAACCACACACUGCAGCUCGCUGUCGUAUUCCUGGUGGGUGGGAGGGCUCGGAGGGGUCAGGACUGAGUAUUCACGUUUCCCUGUCUGUGUUUUAGUAAUUCCUAGGGGCUGGUGUGCACAGCAGCAGCAGCAGCUUUUGGCCAUGCAGCCGGUGCUCAGGCUGUCACCUCAUCCCAGGGCACCAGGCACAACAUCUCAUGAGCUCAGGAUAAUUCAUCAUGUCUCUUUCCAACCCCAGAAUCAUAGAAUCAUAGAAUGGCCUGGGUUGAAAAGGACCACCAAUGAUCACCCAAUUUCAACCCCCCUGCUAUGUGCAGGGUCGCCAACCACCAGACCAGGCUGCCCAGAGCCACAUCCAGCCUGGCCUUGAAUGCUUCCAGGGAUGGGGCAUCCACAGCCUCCUUGGGCAACCUGUUCCAGUGCGUCACCACCCUCUGAGUGGAAAAACUGUAUAUUGCCUUCCUCUAGUGUUAGAGAGAAAAGAAAUAACAUUUUUUUUUCUUUCCUCCUUGCCAAGUGUCACUUCUUUAUUUGCUUUGCUUCUUUAAUAAAGAAAGAAACUGU